Messenger RNA from Gloeophyllum trabeum ATCC 11539, 1401 nucleotides. Its product is annotated as alpha/beta-hydrolase. Gene Ontology annotation, cellular component: fungal-type vacuole. The record is from RefSeq and is a predicted model, not a curated record. Lineage: Eukaryota; Fungi; Basidiomycota; Agaricomycetes; Gloeophyllales; Gloeophyllaceae. Gene Ontology annotation, biological process: proteolysis. The transcript is spliced from 15 exons. Bases 1 to 1401 code for a protein of 466 amino acids. Gene Ontology annotation, molecular function: serine-type carboxypeptidase activity.
AUGCCGCACGGGAGCGAGCCGUCCGGCUCAACCCCGCUGUUGGAUCUGCCCACCAUGCGCGUCGUAUCAUUCGUUUCUGGCCUCGCGUUCGCGUUACGGUAUGUGAAUGACUCGGGCAUCUGCGAGACGACGCCUGGGGUGCAUCAAAUGUCGGGGUAUAUCGAAGUCGGGACGAACAUGUCAAUGUGGUUUUGGUUCUUCGAGGCGCGGGAGAAUCCCGAGUCCGCACCGUUCACCCUUUGGCUGAAUGGCGGUCCGGGAUGCUCAUCUAUGAUUGGACUUUUCCAAGAGAACGGGCCUUGCUUGGUUAAUCCUGACGGCGAGUCCACAUAUUCAUAUACUUCUCGUGCGAUUAGCUGGAACAAUGCUAGCAAUAUGAUCUACAUCGACCAGCCGAUCGGCACCGGCUUUUCGUAUGGCGAGGACACCGUGAACAGCACGUUCACCGCAUCUCCCUUCGUCUGGAACGCCUUCCAGGUCCUCUUCGAGAGCGGCGAGUUCUCUAAGUACGAAAGCAGGGAGUUCAUCUUCGCGACGGAGAGCUAUGGCGGGCAUUACGGCCCCGCCAUGGUCACGUACUUCGACCAGCAGAACGCGCUUAUCGACGCCGGAGCACUCCAAGGCGAGAAAGUCGUCGUCAGCGCGCUGAUGAUCAAUAACGGGUGGUACGACCCCCUCCUGCAGAACAAGGCCUACGUCGACUUCGCAACGUACGCCCCCGGGUACGGCCAGCUGCAGAACGACAGCGUGCUCGCGCAGCUCAACGAGGCGUUCUACGGCCCUGGCGGGUGCCUCGUCCAGGAGGCGGCGUGCUACGCCGCGGGCAACUCGUCCGCGUCCAACGAGAUCUGCGCGACCGCCGAUAACUACUGCAUUGAGUACGUGUUCGUCCCGGCGGUGGGCGACCGCGACUCGGACGACCUGCGGCAGAACGCGUCCGCACUCUUCCCGCCGGAAUACUACGUCAACUAUCUCAGCCUGCCGUCCGUCCUCGCUGCCAUCGGCGCGGAGAGCAACUACUCCGAGUGCCCCGACGCGCCGUACGAGCUGUUCACGCGCACGGGUGACGACGCGAGGACGCUGCUCCCCCAGCUGGGAGCGCUGGCGAAUUCGGGGUUGAAGAUGCUUAUCUGGGCUGGCGACGCGGAUAUCAACUGCAACUGGCUGGGCGGGCACGCGUCCGUGCUCGCGAUGAACUGGUACGGCAGCGCGCGGCUGCACGCGACGCCAUUUACCAACAUGACGAUCGACGGGACGCCCGUCGCGGCGGUGCAGAACGUGGACAACUUCACCUUCGCGAGAGUGUAUGCGUCGGGCCAUGAAGUUCCCGCUUUCCAGCCCGCAGCCGCCCUGGAGAUCUUCACGCAGGUCAUCAAUAAGGAGCAGCUGCAUUCGGUAUGA